Aspergillus affinis is the source of this 1815-nucleotide messenger RNA. RefSeq names its product fungal specific transcription factor domain-containing protein. Gene Ontology annotation, molecular function: DNA binding; zinc ion binding. Gene Ontology annotation, biological process: DNA-templated transcription. NCBI's taxonomy places the organism in Eukaryota, Fungi, Ascomycota, Eurotiomycetes, Eurotiales, Aspergillaceae. The record is from RefSeq and is a predicted model, not a curated record. Bases 1 to 1815 code for a protein of 604 amino acids. The transcript has 5 exons.
AUGAACGACACUGAUGUCCGAUCGAACACGCGAAGGAGAGCUGUGAUUGCAUGUGAAUAUUGCCGAAAACGGUAUGCCUCGGCCUUGCCUCCCGGCAUCCAAGCGCUGACUAUGAAACAUCUAGAAAACGCCGCUGCGAUGGAAAGCAGCCCCACCAAUGCCGGCAGCUCGGAGCCAGAUCUUCCACUGAGCACCUGCCUGGCUCAGCUUCGGGCGGACGUUGAGGAAUGCGUGGUUGACAUGCGUAUUAUCAAAAAGCAAGUAGAACGACUUGUCAACACUCGAAAUGUUGCCCAUUCUGAGGAUGCCUCGUUGGCUAUACAUACACCGGCUGCGACAUUAAAUUCGAUCAAUCGUUUCCCCAGUGGGCCAACGUCGUCUAGCAUCAAUGACUCCGUGCCCAUGACGAUCCCUCUUGGACAUGGAUCAACUUCUGAGGAUCUCCUCCGUUCUCAAAUCAUGAAGGCCUUUCUUGGGGACCACCCGAAGGAUAUGUUUCUAAAGACUGAACAGAACCGAAAGCAGUCGGAUGAGCUCGCACUAAAACUAAAUUCAAGGGCUGAUGUGUCAGAGCCAUCCCUAGAGAAAACAGCCGCUGCUGAGCUGGUGAAUGUAUACUUUGCGCAAGUAAAUCCGAAGUUUCCAAUUCUUGACCAAGAAGCCUUCAGUGCCAUUUUUGAUUCUACUGAUCUACAAGGUGCAAUGGACACGAACGUCGCUUUGGUGAUGAUGGUUCUUGCCCUGGCAAGUGUUUCUCAGGAAUUGCCAGACAGCAUUAUUGGUGGUAUACUGCCUGCGUCCCGUUUAUCCGGUCCUUCUAUACAAUUCCUACUCCAGAAAUGGCUAUCAUACUGUAAGACAGAUACAGGUCUGUGUCAGGGUCUGUUUUUGGCCGCCUCUUGGUACAACUUUCUGUGCAAACCUGUGCAGGCAUGGCGGAUGAUACACAUGGCAUCAACUAAUAUACAACAUGUAUUCCUUGAAUCCGACAGCCAAGGAGCACAAAUCUCUCAAGAUUUGAUGCGAUUAUGCUGGGCAAUAUUUUUAGUGGAGUGUGACCUUCUGGCCGAAUACCAUCUCCCCAGAAGUGGAAUCGAGAACAUUAUCGAAAGGCUCCCUUAUCCAGAGUGUGGUCCCCACAGCCUUGAUCAACACAUCCUUCCCUGGCUCGGAAAUCUAUCGGCCCGCAGAUUAAUGAACCGGGUUCACUUCACCAUGUAUAACACCAGCAGCAGCGGCAGCAAUGAUCAUUCUGAGCAAAUUCUGGAUAGAUUGUUGGACUCACCAAAUGCAAAUAUGCUUUUUGCUACGUCGUCAGAGCUGAGCCAUCAACUAAAUAUGUGGUGGGAUCUCCUUCCGCCGUCUAUCAAACCGAGUUUGGAUAGUAGCCCAGACGCCAAUCAUCAAGAUCUGGCAUUACGAUUCUGGGCCUGUGGCGAUAUUAUCUUCCGCCCUUUUCUGUAUAAAGUCUGUUCUACCCAGCAAGGGCUGAUUCCAGAUGAAGCCCUCAUGGAGCCAGCCUUGAGCUGCAUCCAUCAUUGUCGUCAAUUCUUGCAGCUAGUUUUAUCGCUCACGAAAGUACCAUCUCCGUUCACAAUGAUUCAACUUCAUUCGACGCUGGCUGUUAUUAUCAAUCUGACAGUAGCAUCUCUCUGCCCCCUCCUAGCAGAAUACGUCUCUGACAUCGAAGAGCUGGAAGAAAUAGCAAUUUCAGUACUGAAAAGAUGGACCUGUAAGGGUUCUAGUAUUGAACUUAUGCUGAAAGUCGCAACAGCCCUUUGUGACAAGCGCCGGAUGGUUAAUUCAUUCAAUUAA